Molecule: messenger RNA, 1095 nt
Organism: Coffea arabica (coffee)
Lineage: Eukaryota; Viridiplantae; Streptophyta; Magnoliopsida; Gentianales; Rubiaceae
Source: RefSeq, a predicted model, not a curated record
UCUUCCUCGAAGCAACAGUUACAUCCAUACACAAUUAAAACUCGCGCCCAGAUUCACUGCUUUAAAGGUUCGGGUAAUCGGGUCUGGAGCUUUUCUCUUCACCAUAGCCCCUGCCCCCUUAAUCUAUUUUCUCCCCUCUGCCUCUCCAAAAGCCCCAAAUUUCCCAGCAAAACAAAAAGCACACGCACAACACACACUUAAACAGUUAAAUUUCACUCAAUUCAAAUUCUUCUUUCCCGUUUUGCUAGUUGUCUUUCCCCUGCUCUCGCAAAUCUCUGCAUUUAGAAAACGAAUUAGGGUUUUUUUUGAAAAACGGAUUCUUAAUCGGAAUUGAUGAAUGCUGUAUCCCAGUGGUGAGAGAGUGAUGGUGGCGGUAGUGGUGGAUUGCAAGUGAAGCGAAGUGAGUUUAUUUUGAUAUUGGAAAUGAGAGCAGAACAGGGCUGAGUUGAUAUGAGUAGAUUGUCAUUUAGGCCGCGUCCGCUUGACAUUCACAAGAAACUUCCCAUUGUAAAAUCUGUAAAGGAUUUUGAGGAUGAUGAUACACCUACAACUACUCGUAACUCUCAGAUACUCCGCUUUGCUGCUGAGGCUGACAUUGAGGUACCACAAGUUUCUAGCAAGAAAUCUGCUGCUGAAAUACCUACACCACAAUUCGUGGUUGUUGACACAUAUGAAAGAGACUACUCCCGCACUUUUGGUCAACCAACGUCGUAUCUACGUGCAAGAGGAGCUCGAGCUGAGAUCGGGGAGUUUAUCGAAUAUGAUCUCGAUAACGAGGAUGAGGAUUGGCUACAAGAGUUCAACAGAGAAAGAAAGAUCCUACCGGCUGAAAAGUUUGAGACCAUUCUUUUUAAGUUAGAGGUUUUGGACCAUAAGGCUCGGGAAAGAGCAGGAAUUAUUACUCCCACACUUGGCCCACCAGUUCCUGUGCUUCUGACUUUUGAUGCUGCUGUUGAGGCUUUACAAUCCCUGUCAAUCAAGUACGGAGUUUUCCAGUCUAUUUACAAUUACUGGAAAGAAAAGCGGGAAAGAUGGCAAAAGCCUGUUCUACGGCGUUUGCAGGUCAGUCGCAUUUUUGUUCCAUUGAGGAGUUGA